Molecule: messenger RNA, 1353 nt
Organism: Photinus pyralis (common eastern firefly)
Lineage: Eukaryota; Metazoa; Arthropoda; Insecta; Coleoptera; Lampyridae
Product: meiotic recombination protein DMC1/LIM15 homolog
Exons: 3
Coding region: 50-1096 (348 amino acids)
Biological process (GO): DNA strand invasion; mitotic recombination; DNA recombinase assembly
Cellular component (GO): condensed nuclear chromosome
Molecular function (GO): double-stranded DNA binding; single-stranded DNA binding; ATP-dependent DNA damage sensor activity
Source: RefSeq, a predicted model, not a curated record
GAAAAUAGUUUGAAAUUUUCCAAGAAAAGUUUUAUUUAAGUUUUUCACAAUGGAAACUGUAGCUCUCGACUUAAUUGAGCAAGCAAAAAGUACCCCCAGCUCGGAGGGAAACUUAGGCGAUCUAGAAGAUGAGGAGUGCUUCUUCCAAGAUAUCGCUCUGCUUCUGGAACACGGCGUUAGCAUCGAAGAUGUAAGACGGCUACAAGACGCCGGAAUUAACACCAUAAAAGGUGUACAAAUGGUAAUUCCGAAGAAGAUGCUCGAAAUUGAGGGACUCGACGUUAAGAAGAUCGAAAAGAUUAAAGAGGCCUGCACGAAGCUUUCGUUCGUUAACGGUUUUACGACCGCCUUAGACGUGGACCAACGCAAUCAAAUUUUUAAGUUAAGCACGGGAAGCAAGAAGUUUGACAAGUUACUCUAUGGUGGAAUCGAGUCCAUGGCAAUAACCGAGGUAUUCGGAGAGGCCGGCUGUGGGAAGACUCAGCUGUCGCACACGCUGUGUGUGACCGCACAAAUGUCCGGGCCCAACGGGUACAUGGGCGGCAAAGUGAUAUUUAUCGAUACUGAACGUACCUUUCGUACCGAUCGAUUACGUUCAAUAGCCGAACGUUUUCAUUUGGACGGAAAUACAGUUUUAGAAAAUAUUUUAUGCGCACGUGCCUAUACUAGCGAUCACCAGUACGACUUACUCAAGAGCGUUACGGGCAUGUUGCACAAAGAAGCCGGAGUUUUUAAGCUAUUAAUCGUCGAUUCCAUAAUAGCACAUUUCCGCGUAGAUUACUACGGACGAAAGGAAAUGGCCCACCGUCAGCACAAACUCGGCCAACUGAUGGCCUGCUUGCAAAAAAUCAGCGAGGAGUACAACAUCGCCGUUUUUAUUACCAAUCAAAUAACGUCCGAUCUUACCAAUUUAGAGCAAGGCGACGCUCAACGACCUGUCGGCGGGAACAUUUUGGCACAUGCCUCCACCUGUCGCAUUUCGCUUCAUAAAGAUGUCAACGAGAGACGAAUGGCUAAAGUGUACGACAGUCCGUACUUGGCUUCAAACGAAGUCUUAUUUACUAUAACGAAUGGAGGCAUUGAUGAUGUUGACUGAAAAAAUUUUUUCUUACGGUGUAGUUUUAAGUUUAAAUUAUUUCCUAAAUUAUAUGUGCGUUAAAUAGAUUUAUAAGUUACAGAAUAUAUAAUUUGUUCAAUUUUUGGAUUGUAACAUUGCAAUAUCUCUGAUUUUUUUUGUGUUGAGGAUGUAAGAAUAAUAUGGCCGUUUGCACCUAUAAAGCUCCACUUAAAUUUGCCCAAGCAAACGGUCAUAAAACUGCUAGGAGAGAAUUAAAAUUUAACUAAUAUAGGAAA